GUAUAAAUGUGAAUAGCUAAUGGGAGCUGAAUCACUUAGCUACAGGCCAAAUUAGAUUUAACCCAAAUUUAAGUACACCAAGUAACAAUGUCAGAGCCUAGUCUUACCUCUGGGAGAAAGCAGGUUAAUGUAGGUGAAAGUAUAGAGCAGCAGUGCAUAGACAUGCAACCACAGGCUACUAAAGGCACAAGAGCUAAUGACCACACUUCCUCACAAGAACCACAAAGAAGCCAAAGAGACCGAAAGUUAACAGAAAAGGGCCAAGAACUGUACAAUGAGCAAAUAAGAAGAUUUGCUCACCGUUUCACUGUGAGCUAUGAGGAGUGGAAGGCUAUUGCUAAAGACGCCAAGCAAGCUUUGAGUGGACAAUGCUCAAACAACCUGCUACAUGAACACAUAAGCGAAAUAAGUGCUGCCUCAGAGAAUCUGAACAUUGCUUAUGAUGAGUUAAGGAGCAUAGACAACCCUGACCAAGACACGCGUCGCAGAAUUGACACCUGUGAUGCUGUAACCAGGAAGAUCAUCCAAACUGCAAAAGAUCGUUUGGAGACAGCAGAUAUCGGUGGAGGAGACGAACAACGAGGCAACAGGGCGACAUCGUCUAUAUUCAAGUCUGUAGCCUCAGACAAGAUAAGUAUCAAAUCCCAAUGCACUAAGUCCUCUCAUGCUCAAAGCAGCUCCAGACAUUCAAGUCGGACUUCUGUUAGCAGACAAGAUGCCGCUGCUGAAGUUGCUGCCAAUGAAGCUACUCUAGAAGUACUACUAGAACAAGAGUGUUGCAUUGAGGAAUUGGAAAGGCUUGAAGCUGAAGCUGCAGAGAGACAAAAGGUGCUAGAUGCAAAGCGGAGACAACUGGAGCGACUAGAGAUAGUUAAAAAGUUAAAGGCUGCUAAGGCACGUCAGCGAGUGUAUGAUCAGAGUGAGUGCUCAGAUAAAGAAAUAAGCAGUGUACUCCAUCAAAGUGUCUGUAUGAAGGAAAAGGAAGAAGUUAAACAUGAAAUUAAUCUGUUGCAGCACCAUUCUUCACCACAAGACCGGGCACAUUCAAAGCAGGAUGACAGCACAGCAGCUCUUGUUAGAGCACUUGCAGAGUCCAUCAGUGCAGGUCGUCUUCCUAUACCUGAACCAACAAUAUUCAAUGGCGACCCACUCAGAUUCAAUGACUGGAAGGUUUCAUUUCAGACACUCAUUGAUCGGAAAAACAUUCCAGCCGAAGAAAAGAUAUAUUACUUGCGAAAGUAUGUGGGUGGACCUGCUAAAAAGGCUAUUGAGAGCUACUUCCUGCUUGGUUCAGAGUCAGCCUAUCACGCAGCAUGGAGGAUUCUCGAGGAAAGAUAUGGAAAUCCAUUCCUCAUAGCCAAAGCAUUCAGAGAUAAGCUGGAGGCAUGGCCCAAGAUAAGCUCCAAAGGCAGUAUCGAACUUCAAGAGUUUGCUGAUUUUCUUCGGAGCUGUGAGGCUGCUAUGACUCAGAUCAGAGGCCUCGAAGUACUUAAUGACUGCAAUGAGAACCAGAAGUUACUUGCAAAGCUUCCAGACUGGCUGACCUCGAGAUGGAACAGAAAGGUCAUAGAAGUGGAGGAAGAAAGUCACACAUUCCCAAGCUUCCAGCAGUUUGUAAAGUUUCUCACACGUGAAGCUAAGAUUGCAAAUAACCCAAUAACAUCUCUCCAUGCUCUGAAACCUGCUGAAGGUGAGCAGAUCAAGGUUUUAAAGAACAGAGCUCUCGGAGCAAAGGUACUAGCAACUAACUCAGAUGAAAAAGCUUCCUCCACAAGCUGUGUUUUUUGUGAGAAGUCAAGUCACAGUCUACACAAGUGUUGGAAAUUUAUGAAUAAAACCAUCUCUGAGCGAGUCAAGUUUGUUCAAGGGAUGAAGUUGUGCUUUGGCUGUCUGAAGCCUGGCCAUCGCUCAAAGGAGUGUGAAAAUAGAAGGAUCUGUGAUACUUGUGAGAAAGGACAUCCAACCUGCCUACACGAUAAUCGCAGCAAAGAAAGAGGAAUGUCAACAAGGACUGGUGGAGAAAGGGAGAGUGACAAGUCAAGAGAAGGAACGACAGAUCGUUCACAAGAGAGGGUGACAAAACCACCACGCGAGGUAACAUCUAACAGAGUUAUCCAGAAUGUUAAAGGCACCCAUACAUCCUCAGUCAUUCCUGUGUGGUUGUCCACUACAAGUAAGCCAAAUCAUGAAGUUCUUGUGUACGCUCUUCUCGAUACACAGAGUGACACGACCUUCAUCCUUGAAGAGACAGCAAAGGUUCUUCACACUAAAAAUGAACCAGUCCAGUUAAAGCUCUCCACAAUGUCUUCAAGAAAUACAGUGGUGCCUAGCAGAAGGCUGACUGAUCUACAAAUAAGAGGAUUCUACUCCAAUAAGAUAAUCUACCUGCCAGUAACUUACUCAAGAGAAUUCAUCCCUGCAAACAGAGAUCAUAUUCCCACACCAGAGACUGCCAAGGCAUGGUCUCAUCUUGAGCACAUCGCAGAUGAAAUUGCUCCUCUGCAGAGCUGUGACAUCGGCCUACUAAUUGGCUACAACUGUCCUCAAGCUCUUGUACCAAGACAAGUGGUUGCUGGAGAAGAAAAUGAGCCCUUUGCUCAGAGAACAGACUUGGGUUGGAGUGUAGUCGGCUAUGGCAACCCAUGUCUUGACUUUGGAGAUGCCUUUGGAAUAAGCCAUCAAGUCAUUGUGAAGCAAGUGACAUCAGUUCUUCCAAAUCUCCCAAACGAAGUGCACUAUGUCUGUAGAACACAGAUCAAAGAAGUAGUCCUUCCAACAGACGUCAUCAAGGUGUUGGAAUCUGAUUUUGUAGAAAGAGCUUCAGAAGACAACCCAGCUGACCACGCCUCAAGGGGUGUCACAGCAGAACAACUCACAGCUUCUAACUGGUUCACGGGUCCAGACCUUCUUUGGCAAAAAGAGCUACCAACUGGAGUUGUCAUGGUGGGAGAGAUUGAGAGCAGUGACCCAGAGGUCAAGAAAGCUCAGGUUCAUGACACUCAGGCAGAAGAAGCAAAAACAAUUUUAGAUCGUCUACACAAGUUCUCAGACUGGGCAAGAAUGGUGAAGGCUGUUGCCAGACUCAAGCGCCGUGCUAAGGAAAUCAAAGGUCUCAAGCCAAAGUCCUGUGAGGCCUCGAACUUGGAGGAAAGGAAAGAGGCGGAGCUGACCAUAAUCAAGAUGGUCCAGGAAGCAACUCUCUCUCAAGAAAUUCAACGCCUUAGACAUCAUAAGGAGACAAAGGUCAAAGACAAAGCCAACCAGUUGCACAAACUAUGUCCGUUCCUGGAUGAUCAAGGUGUAAUCAGAGUAGGAGGCCGCUUAGCUAAUGCUGCCCUACAUCCACAUGUGAGGCAUCCAGCAGUACUUCCUAGAGACAGUCAUGUUUCUGCAUUGCUCGUCAAGCACUAUCAUGAGAGAGUGUACCAAAGAUCGCAGAAAUGCAAAGGUCGGUGACAUUGUUCUGUUACAAGAUGCUGCCACACCACGAAACCAAUGGAAGCUAGCAAGAGUCAUCGAGGUGUAUCCUGGAAGUGAUGAAAGAGUGAGGAGACUCAAGUUACUCAUCAGUGACUCCUCCCUGGAUGGAAGAGGAAAGCGUACAGCCAAACCUGUUUACCUGGAGAGACCCAUUCAGAAAACAGUUACAUUGCUAGAAGCAGACUGAUGGUUCUAUCAUACACUCACACACAGUUUAUUAGUUGUUUAUUAGGACAGAGUUUCAUUUAAUUUAUUCAUGCAGUAGGUUUGUCUCCAAGUUUUAAGAAAUCACUUGUGAUUUGGUGGGAGUGUAACUGCCUCUGUCGCCAGUUUAUUUCAUGUAUUUGCACUUUUUAUUAUUUAAUUUCUUCUGAAUUGUACGUUUACCGCAAGACGGAACUAAUUAUUGGUUCCGCCCGAGUGUUGUCACCCGAGCGCCUUUAGCGACGCACCGAAGAAACUUUACCGCAAAAAGCGAAUUAGUUUUCCACUGUUAUCGUGUUUAAGUGCAUACUUACAAAGAAAGUAUACAGAAGAAGAUAAAGGACAUUUAUAAGAAUGUU
Messenger RNA from Coregonus clupeaformis (lake whitefish), 4043 nucleotides. RefSeq lists its product as uncharacterized. The transcript is spliced from 2 exons. Gene Ontology annotation, molecular function: nucleic acid binding; zinc ion binding. Lineage: Eukaryota; Metazoa; Chordata; Actinopteri; Salmoniformes; Salmonidae. The record is from RefSeq and is a predicted model, not a curated record. The coding region runs from base 88 to 3456 and encodes 1122 amino acids.